CUUCGAGAUAACUAGCCACGGAGCUCCGGGUUUGUGGCUGGUGCCCCACUGUGGCGCAGUUCAAAAAAAGUUCCCGCCGUGGAGGUUGCGAGAUGCUUCAUCUUUGACUUUGACUUUGUCGAGAAUUGUGUUCAAUUGAGGUCUUAGGAUUGUGCAGCUGAAAUUCGAGCAACUGCUACCAGGCCCUAUUAGCACUUGCAAUCGUAUCUCCUGAUCUCCGAUCUACGACCGCUCCUCUCGAUAUCUACUCCCCCGCCAACCCCGCCAUCAUGUCGUCCAAGUCCCAAUUGACCUAUGCCGUUCGCGCCGAGAGCCACCCCAACCCUCUGGCUCGCCGACUCUUCCAAGUUGCCGAAGCCAAGAAGAGCAACGUCACCGUCUCCGCCGAUGUGACCACCACCAAGGAGCUCCUGGACCUUGCCGACCGCCUGGGCCCCUAUAUUGCCGUGAUCAAAACCCACAUCGACAUCCUCUCCGACUUUAGCGAAGAAACCAUUACCGGCCUCAAAGCCCUCGCCACCAAACACAACUUCCUCAUCUUCGAAGACCGCAAAUUCAUCGACAUCGGCAACACAGUCCAAAAGCAAUACCACAACGGCACCCUCCGCAUCUCUGAAUGGUCCCACAUCAUCAACUGCUCCGUCCUGCCCGGUGAAGGCAUCGUCGAAGCCCUCGCCCAAACCGCCCAGUCCCCGGACUUCCCUUACGGAAGCGACCGCGGCCUCCUCAUCCUCGCCGAGAUGACCUCCAAGGGCUCCCUCGCCACCGGUGCGUAUACCUCCGCCUCAGUGGACUAUGCGCGCAAGUACCACAGCUUUGUGCUGGGCUUUGUGUCGACGAGGGCGCUCGGUGAGGUGGAGAGCAGUGUUGCGCCGGCGGAGGGUGAGGACUUUGUUGUUUUCACGACGGGUGUGAAUCUUUCGUCCAAGGGCGAUAAGCUGGGCCAGCAGUACCAGACGCCGCAGUCGGCUAUCGGUCGUGGUGCGGACUUUAUUAUCGCUGGUCGGGGUAUCUAUGCUGCGCCCGAUCCCGUUGAGGCUGCCAAGCAGUAUCAGCAGCAGGGUUGGGAGGCGUAUUUGGCCCGUGUGGGUGGUCAGUAGAUGAUGGAUUCUAUGGAAGCAUUAGUCUGGGAACAUUGAGUCGGUAUGAAUUAUGGAUUAAAAACAUAUAGAAUUGACUAUGACACAAACAUCAGAUCGGCUGAUCCGCAAUCAUGUCCAACCUAAAUUUCUUUUAUGUGACGUUUAGCAAGUUCAUACAAUGAAUGAUCAGUCUACGGAUGUUUUUCAGCUUUGCAAGG
Molecule: messenger RNA, 1300 nt
Organism: Penicillium brasilianum
Lineage: Eukaryota; Fungi; Ascomycota; Eurotiomycetes; Eurotiales; Aspergillaceae
Source: the annotation of a GenBank genome assembly